Mesorhabditis spiculigera is the source of this 1242-nucleotide messenger RNA. The record is from the annotation of a GenBank genome assembly. Lineage: Eukaryota; Metazoa; Nematoda; Chromadorea; Rhabditida; Rhabditidae.
AUGCGGACCGUGGGGUCGAUAUGUGCCCUCCUACUGCUGGGGGUCGCACGGGUCGAGGCGAACCUUUUAAUGAAAGGUAUCGCCUCGGAGGUGAUCGAAUUGAAUAAGGAUCAGUAUCAAUUGGUUGGUUUCCCACAAUCGGCGCUGAAUCAGACAGAGUUGGAGCUGAGUUUUGAUUGCCCGAAUGAGCUGGAUUUGGAGUUUACGGUCCAAUUCGCGAUCCGUAGCUCGCCAUGCGACAAAGAAUUCUUCAAUGUCCGCAACGCUGCCGUGCUACGGGAUUUACUCCAAUUCUACUUUGACUCGGCCAACAAAAUCCCACAAGAGUUUGACUACAAACAAAUUGUAUUCUACAAAUCGCCGGAAAAGGUCUUCAACUGCAAGGAUUCGCAUGGGCGCAUCAUCUUUGAGCCCGAGAAGAUCGGAGUGCCGUCGGAGAUGAAACCGGAAACCGUUGUCGGUGUUGUGCCUUAUGCGAAUCCUACUGGCGAGAAGGUGAAACGGGAUACGUAUUCUGGGUUGAAUGGAAAUUCUGUUGAUGGUGGUACCUCGAAUUCGUUGAGCACAUGGCAUCCAUCUGUAAAGCUCCCAAUCGACGCCAUCUACUUUGCCAUUGUUCGUCUCCAGAUGACGUCCAAGUCGACAACUUCCGGAAACGUUACGGUCAUCACGAAAUGGCGCGGACCUUAUGGCUUCCUGUCGGCCAUCGACUAUCCCCUCUUCGGCUUCUAUGGGUUCAUGUGCUUCUUCUAUGGGAUCCUCUCGAUUGUCUGGCUGAUCCUCUGCAUCCGUCACUACAAGGACAUUCUGAAAAUCCAGUACUGGAUUGGCGGUGUUAUCGUCCUUGGUAUGAUCGAGAAAGCGUUCUUCUAUUCGGAGUACGCGACGAUGAACAAUUCUGGGGAAAGUGUAGAUGGUGUUAUACAGCUUGCCGAGCUUGUCUCCUGCCUGAAACGCACGAUGUCGCGGGUGUUGAUUAUCAUCGUCUCCGUUGGGUACGGUGUCGUGAAGCCGAGGCUUGGUCAAACGUUUAGUCAGGUAGCUGGAGUGGGUUUUGUGUACUUUGUCUUCUGUGCCAUCGAGGGAUUGGCUCGAGUCUCGAAGAAUCAUGUAGAAGCCGCGAAACAAAAGCAAUUCGCUGCUCUGCCGCUCGUCAUUGUCGAGAUGGUCAUCUUCUACUGGAUCUUUACCUCACUGACCGGGACGAUGCGGCAGCUCAAGCUGAGGCGGAAUGAGGCAGGU